CGGUGUUUUUGGUUUGCUUCAUCAUUCAUUAAGAACGUGAAAAUGGCUAUGGUGUUGUAUUUGUCUUGGAUUUUGCCCUUGUUUUUCCUUGAACUGUGAUGACUAGCUGGUGGCAUUGCUUCGCAGAAACACCUUCCGAACACAAGGCAGCAGAAAGUACAAGCAUGAUUUGCUUUUCAGUACUUGAAAUGAGGGUGAACCGAACCACUGCCAGUCAUGCUUUUCUUCCUCUCAGCUUUGGUUUGGAGUGUUGCUGGUGUUAUUGGUUGCUGGCAACUGAUGAUUUUCUUCUAGCUAAGUGCAGCUGGACUAAAGUGAACCACAAUGGCUGCUGUCAUCCCAGAUAGUCCUCCAAAUCCAAGCUGCAAAAUCAUGACUUUUAGGCCUUCGAUGGAUGAAUUCAAGGAGUUCAACAAAUACUUAGCAUACAUGGAAUCACAAGGUGCUCACAGGGCAGGAGUUGCAAAGGUAAUCCCACCGAAGGAGUGGAAACCAAGAAAACAUUAUGAUGAUAUUGAGGAUUUGAUGAUUCCUGCUCCAAUUCAGCAGAUGGUUACUGGUCAGUCGGGGCUCUUCACACAGUACAACAUUCAGAAAAAGCCAAUGACAGUGAAGGAAUUCAAGCAGCUGGCCUACAGUGACAAAUACUGCACCCCAAGAUACAUAGAUUAUGAAGAUCUGGAGCGUAAAUACUGGAAGAACUUGACUUUUGUGGCACCAAUUUAUGGAGCAGAUAUCAAUGGGAGCAUUUAUGAUGAAGGUAUUGAGGAAUGGAAUAUUGCGCAUCUCAAUACAAUACUGGAUGUUGUGGGAGAAGACUGUGGAAUUUCUAUUGAGGGUGUGAAUACACCAUAUCUGUAUUUUGGCAUGUGGAAAACAACAUUUGCAUGGCACACUGAAGACAUGGAUCUGUACAGUAUUAAUUAUCUCCAUUUUGGGGAGCCAAAGUCAUGGUAUGCUAUUCCUCCAGAGCAUGGGAAACGGCUUGAAAGACUAGCUCAAGGGUUCUUCCCAAGCAGCUCUCAAGGAUGUGAUGCUUUUCUUCGCCACAAGAUGACUCUAAUUUCUCCAUCAAUAUUGAAAAAGUAUGGAAUUCCUUUUGACAAGGUUACACAAGAGGCGGGAGAAUUUAUGAUCACUUUCCCAUAUGGAUACCAUGCAGGAUUUAACCAUGGUUUUAACUGUGCAGAGUCAACAAACUUUGCCACCAUCCGAUGGAUUGAUUAUGGAAAAGCAGCAAAGUUGUGCACUUGUAGGAGAGACAUGGUGACAAUAUCCAUGGAUAUAUUUGUGAGGAAAUUUCAGCCAGAGAGAUACCAGCUGUGGAAACAAGGCAAGGAUUUAUACACUAUUGAUCAUACAAAACCAACUCCUGAAUCAACACCUGAAGUAAAGACCUGGCUACAGAGAAGAAAGAAAAUAAAGAUCUUUCCCAAGUGCUUCCAGCACACCAGAUCUCGAUCUAAGAAGCUUAAAACUCCAGAGGAUGGGAGCGUAUCUGCUAUGGUAGCUGGUGCAGAAAUCACAGCAACUGAAACAGCUACUGGUGGCUUCAAGGUCAGUGAAGAACCUGGAAAAAAGGUGAGACUGGUAAACACAGGAGUACCUUCUGAGGAAGAAGAAAACAGUAAUAGAAUACAGCUGGAUCAACACUUAUUGGAUAAUGUCGAUAUUGCAGGAAGCAUCCAUUCAGACUCAUUUUUGAGCCCUGUUCCUGUGCUAAAAAAAGCAAAAACGGCACAUGAGGAAAGGACAAAUUCCAAUCUCCUUACUUUUGAAGAAUCUGUGGCCUGCAUGACUGCUUCUGAUAGUGGUAGUAAGGAAGACAGUUUGAAAACUCAGCAUCAGUCUGUUUCAUCCAUACCAUGCCAUAAGUCAGAGGGACAUGCUUCUGAAGCAGAAAACCAAGAUAAAGAGGAAAAUGUCUUGACAGAGGAUGAUGUCAGCAACCUAGAAAGCCAUGGAAGUGGCUUUGAAUGUGGAGAAAUGCGUGUUCUGGUAAACAAUGAAGAAGAUGGCAUGGAAACAUCCAGUCCAGCAGAAGUUGAAAAACAGAAAAUAUCUAAGAGUUGGCGUCAUCCACUAAGUAAACCCCCAGCUAGAUCUCCAAUCACUUUGGUUAAACAACAAGCCACUAGUGAUGAAGAACUGCCUGAGACUUCCUUAAUUGAAGAGAAAGAUCAAGAAGGGGAGAUGUGGGCUAGGCCUCUAGUGUACCUUUGGCAGACGGGAGUUCCCGAUUUCGAUGCUGAAAAAAAAUACAAUGCAGCUUGUGCAAAAAAGGAACCAUGUUGUGCCAUUUGCACUCUUCUCAUGCCGUACUACAAGCCAGACAAUCAUGAUGAAGAUAGUCUUACUUUUGGGGAAGCAACCUCAGAAGAAACAUUGAUCACUGAAAAUGAAAAGACUAAGCCUCUUAUUCCAGAGAUGUGUUUUAUUUAUAGUGAAGAAAACACUGAAAACUAUCCAUCAAAUGCCUUCAUUGAAGAAGAUGGAACAAGUCUUCUCAUUUCCUGUGCAAAAUGUUUUGUACGGGUUCAUGCAAGUUGCUAUGGUGUUCCUUCUCAUGAAAUCCAUAAUGAAUGGUUGUGUUCUCGGUGCAGAAAAGAAGCCUGGACAGCUGAAUGUUGUCUCUGCAAUUUGAGAGGUGGUGCAUUAAAGCAAACUACUGACAAGAAGUGGGCACAUGUAAUAUGUGCAAUUGCCAUCCCAGAAGUCAGAUUUGGUAAUGUCACAGAACGUACACCGAUAGACACUAGCAGAAUACCUUUGCAAAGAUUAAAGUUGAAAUGUAUCUUCUGCAGACAGAGAAUUAAGAAAAUCUCUGGUGCCUGCAUUCAGUGUUCAUAUGGACGCUGUCCAGCCUCAUUCCAUGUUACCUGUGCCCAUGCUGCAGGAGUGUUAAUGGAACCUGAUGACUGGCCAUAUGUUGUCUACAUCAUGUGUUUGAGGCACAAGAUCAACCCAAAUGCGAGAGCCAAAGCAUGUGAGAAGGCCAUUACAGUUGGGCAGACCGUCAUCACAAAACACAGGAAUACACGAUACUAUAGUUGCAGAGUCAUAAGAGUGACAUCUCAACUUUUCUAUGAAGUCAUGUUUGAUGAUGGCUCUUUCAGUCUGGAUACUUUCCCUGAAGACAUAGUAAGCAGAGAUUGCCAAAGGCUGGGCCCACCUGCAGAGGGAGAGGUUGUCCAAGUGAAGUGGCCUGAUGGAAAGCUAUAUGGUGCAAAGUAUCUGGGGAUGAACACAGCUUACAUGUAUCAGGUAGAGUUUGAAGAUGGUUCUCAAAUAGUAAUGAAGAGAGAGGAGAUUUAUACGCUAGAUGAAGAGCUUCCUAAGAGAGUGAAAGCACGUUUGUCUACAGCCUCUGAUAUGAGAUUUGAAGACACAUUUUAUGGAGCAAAUAUUAUCUUGGGAGAGAAGAAGAGGCAGAGAGUAUUGAGUUCCCGCUUUAGGAAUGAAUAUGUGGAUGAUCCAGGAUACCGCACCUUCUUAAAAAGCUCAUUCCAGAAGAAGUGCCAGAAGGGACUAUAAAGGAAGCAAGAGAGAGAGAGGAUGUUGAUUGAAAAGCAUGCAGUGUUAUUUGGCAGUUGGUUUCAGUUUAAUUGAAUACCCAAUUUUACAAUGAGCUAAUCCAUACACAAGGCUUGUAAACUGAAGUACUUGAAUUCUGAUUUCUUCAGUUAAUGUAUUAAAGAUUUUGCAGUGUUUUGCAUUAUGAAACUAAGGGGGAAGCAAGCUGAAAGUAAGGGGGAUUACACAGUGAUAUGCUGUAGAAAACUUUCAGUCCUGCUUGUAUUGAAGUAAGUGGUAAAAUUCCCUUUGAAUUAUGAGAUAAGAUUCCAACCGAAACCAUCCUAUGAUUCUAUGAGUCACAUUCAGAAGAGGAGAGAUUUUAGUAAGUAGAGAUAAUUUCAGUGGCUCAUAUUUUUUUGCAGACAGGAAAGGAUAUUAAAUUUAAUAAUAGCACUUUUUAUAAAACAUUUUUAAAACAAUUACAAAUAUGUACAGUACUAAGACAAACAAAAGCUGUAUUUACCUUGUACAGUGCUUUUACAUUUUUAUGUCACUACCGCUUUCAGUAGGUUUUGAUGUGGAUUCAGCUGUUGACUUAGAUAUUUUUGUCUUUUAAGAAAGAUACCUGCAGUGCAGCAAAGGUGUUUUGUAUAUUUAGAGAGGCAGAUUUUGGCAGUUAUUUUUAAACAUGUUUUUCAUAAGGUCUAUUAAGAAUAGCUAUUUGUAAAAUAUAAUUUUCUUCAUUAUGUGCAAGAAAAAAUAGAGUUUAAAUAUAUAUGCUUAACUACCUAGUUUUGAAUGACUAUUAUUGUCUUCCUUUUAAAAUAAUAUGUAAUAAUAUUUUAAAAUAAACAAACAAAUAAAUACUGUCCUUUUACUUACAGCAUUUUGUCUG
This is a messenger RNA of Cuculus canorus (common cuckoo), 4411 nucleotides long. RefSeq names its product lysine demethylase 4C (gene KDM4C). Gene Ontology annotation, molecular function: histone H3K36 demethylase activity; histone H3K9 demethylase activity. Lineage: Eukaryota; Metazoa; Chordata; Aves; Cuculiformes; Cuculidae. Gene Ontology annotation, cellular component: nucleus. The record is from RefSeq and is a predicted model, not a curated record. The coding region runs from base 325 to 3534 and encodes 1069 amino acids. The transcript is spliced from 22 exons. Gene Ontology annotation, biological process: chromatin remodeling.